Tachysurus fulvidraco (yellow catfish) is the source of this 4425-nucleotide messenger RNA. It is a transcript of the gene kcnc2, whose product is annotated as potassium voltage-gated channel, Shaw-related subfamily, member 2. NCBI's taxonomy places the organism in Eukaryota, Metazoa, Chordata, Actinopteri, Siluriformes, Bagridae. Gene Ontology annotation, biological process: potassium ion transmembrane transport; protein homooligomerization. The coding region runs from base 490 to 2307 and encodes 605 amino acids. Gene Ontology annotation, molecular function: protein binding; delayed rectifier potassium channel activity. The record is from RefSeq and is a predicted model, not a curated record. Gene Ontology annotation, cellular component: axon; voltage-gated potassium channel complex; dendrite membrane. The transcript has 5 exons.
AGACACAGAGAGAGAGAGAGAGAGAGAGAGAGAGAGAGAGAGAGAGAGAGAGAGAGAGAGUGGGAGAAGAAAAGAGAGAAGAAAAACAUUCCCCACCCCUCUGCUCUCUGAGGCUGCUGUUGAUCGGAUCACAUCAGACUGUGAGCUCACACUCUGAAGACAGACAUGAAUUAAGAGCAUGUGUCUGCUUUCACUUUUGUUUGUAAUUAAAGCUCCCCUUGUCCAGGAUCGGUGAGGAUGAAAAGAAGAUAAACGAAGAACUGAAGUGGGUUUAGUGCAGAUUCUGUGGAUGAGACUGGAUUGAGACCCUGCAUACAGACAGUUUCUUUGAGGAGAGUCAGGUAUUUGUUCUGUAAUUUGUUUUAACUCCGUUCACUCAAUGUUGCGGGAAGGAAAGGAGGAAGAACGAGCGCCUUCAGACAGACGAAGCUUUCACACGGUGAGAGUGGAGUGACGAGUCAUGGGCAUGUGUCACCUGCAGAGGCGAGGAUGGGUAAACUUGAGGAAAACUACGAGAGGAUAAUCCUCAACGUCGGUGGCACGAGGCACGAGACGUACCGUACCACGCUCCGGACGCUGCCGGGAACACGCCUAGCCCUGCUCGCCUCAAUUCCGUCCUCCUCCCUCUGUGGAUCUGGUUCUGAAUCAGAAGCAGAAUCUACACUGCUGGAUCAUCAUCAUCAUUAUCAUCAUCAUGGGCAGGAUCUACAGGUGCGCAUUGGUAAUGAGUACUUUUUUGACCGUCACCCAGGUGUGUUUGCAUACGUGCUGAAUUACUAUCGCACGGGGAAGCUGCACUGCCCUGCUGAUGUGUGUGGGCCACUGUUUGAGGAGGAACUUGCCUUCUGGGGCAUUGACGAGACGGACGUGGAGCCGUGUUGCUGGAUGACCUACCGCCAACACAGAGAUGCCGAGGAGGCACUGGACGUCUUCGACAUGAACGUGAUGGGCAGCGGGAUGGGGACCGACGAGGAUGAGGAGAAUGAUAAAGAGCAGGACAAACAUGAGGUGGGGAAGAGAAUAAGGGUUGGAGAGGCAGAGCACACCAGGGGGACAAGUUUGAGUCGCUGGAGGAGGUGGCAACCUGUCAUCUGGAACCUGUUUGAGGACCCGUACUCAUCUCGGGCAGCUCGGUUUGUUGCUUUUGCCUCUUUGUUCUUCAUCAUGGUCUCCAUCACCACCUUCUGCCUGGAGACUCAUGAAGCCUUCAACACCAUCAUCAACAAGACAGAUGCUGUAAGGAAUGAGAGUGUGCAUGACUUGGUGCCUCAGUAUGAGAUUGAGACAGAUCCAGCACUCACAUAUGUCGAGGGUGUCUGCGUCCUCUGGUUCACCUUCGAGUUCCUGGUGCGUGUGACAUUUAGUCCUGAUAAACUGGAAUUCGUCAAAAGUGUCCUGAACAUAAUCGACUUUGUAGCAAUCCUCCCAUUUUAUCUUGAAGUUGGACUGAGUGGUUUGUCAUCCAAAGCGGCAAAAGACGUCCUGGGGUUCCUUCGAGUGGUCCGCUUUGUACGGAUUCUGAGAAUCUUCAAGUUGACUCGUCACUUUGUUGGCCUGCGGGUUCUCGGGCACACCCUCCGUGCCAGUGUGAAUGAAUUCUUCCUCCUCAUAAUCUUCCUCGCCCUUGGUGUCCUUAUCUUUGCCACCAUGAUCUACUACGCAGAGCGGAUCGGUGCUAAUCCCAAUGACCCGACUGCCAGUGAUCACACCAAAUUCAAAAACAUUCCCAUUGGAUUCUGGUGGGCCGUGGUCACCAUGACGACUCUAGGGUAUGGUGACAUGUACCCUCAGACAUGGUCAGGAAUGCUGGUAGGGGCACUGUGUGCACUAGCAGGUGUGCUAACAAUAGCAAUGCCUGUUCCAGUCAUUGUCAAUAAUUUUGGCAUGUAUUACUCACUAGCCAUGGCUAAGCAGAAGCUACCAAAUAAAAGGAAGAAGCACAUUCCCCAGGUGGUGCAAACUCCAUCUCCAUCCUUCUGCAGGACUGAUCUGAGUUUAGCAUGCAACAGCAACCCUGUAGAUCUGCGUUUGGGACAAAGCCGAGGGCUCGAGCACCACCGAUCAGACCUCAGUGCAGGAAGUGACAUCACAACAACUCCAGAGGAGCAGGUGCCUAUGCAGAAUCGACACGGUGGAGGAACUUGCUUCCUGUUGGCUGCCAGUGAUUACAGCUGCACCGCUGACUCCGCCCACCGCAAAUCAGGCUUUGAGAAAUCCCGAAGUUUAACCAACAUAGCAGUGACAUCACCAUACAGCUCGCCCUGUCCAAUCAGACGCUUCCGCUCGCCGAUUCCAUCAGUCCAAUGAAUCACAGCAUCUGCAUAUUACAGACACUUUCUUUUAUUCAAUAUUAAAACUAUUUUAGGCAAUAAGGAAUACAACAGCAUUAAUUCAGAUGCCAGACUUCCCCUGUGGGAGGAGUUAGAGGUGUCAGGAUCAUUGUGGCUGCACAGGCAUCUGGACAUGAACAAUCUGAACUGAUUUAAAGUGACUGUGAAUAUAGUGUUUAUAACCCUUAUUGUAGCAUUGUUUAUAACCCUGCUCUGAUCCUGACAUGCACCGUUACCCCUUUUCUUCCACACUAAAAAUGACCUAUCCUUUUGUCCCACUAAUAAAUACCUCUUAAUACUCGUCACUUGCACCUUUCUGCCCCCACAGUUGCACCAUCUCAUUAUAUAACUGAAUUAUGUUUAUUUAUAAAUAAUUAAAGUCAAGAACUUUUAUUCUUUUAUUAUUUAAUUUUUCAAAGUAACUCAGAGAACUGCAGUAAACAGACAUCUAUAAUUAUCCACACACUAUUAUCAUGUAUUACAUGUGUAUUAAGCAUGUAAUAAGCUUAUAAUAACACAUUAUUAAUAAUCACAAUGCUUGGCUAAUAGUUUAAGUAGAUGCAAUUAUUUAAUUAUAUAAUUGUUAUAUCACCGAACUACAUUAUAUUCACUUCACAUUAAACUUCAUUUCCCAUCAUGCUUCAUGUUGACAUCACUGACAUCACUGUGCAUCUGCUCUCACACUGUGUUCUACAGUAAACAUGCUAUAACUGUAGUGAAAAGGUGUGUGAUAAAGUAUUUAAACUGAACUAUGUGUUUAAUCCUGUGUAUCACACACGUGUGUGUAACGUUGUGUAGAUGUUGUGUUUACUUCCUGUAUAAUCUUGUGUUAAAGCUGUUGUUGAUUCAGAAUGUUGUUGUUUCAGCUGUGACUAAACCUCUGGCUGAAAUACAACUGAUAUCAGCUAAAGGUGGAGAGGGUGGAGCCAAUAUAGACUCAGAUGGAUUUGACGAUUUGGAUUGGACAGUAUGGAACCGAAUAACUCUGUGAUUGGACAGUCUGGACUACUGUAGCAUGUCUCUGUUUGGACUGUGACUGGACACUGUAUUGGACAAUCUGGAUUAGAAAAACUCUGGAUACACUUGAAAAAGUCUGAUAGAUGACUGUGAUUGGACACCUGGAUGAUGAUCGGACAGUCUGGAAUUGUGUGGUGAACGGAAACAUAAUUGGGAUUGGAUUAUCACACCUCUGACUGACCUGUUUGCAUCAUCAUAUCUCAGCAGUACGAGUAUCACAUAUCUGGACAGCAUGGCUUACCUUACCUCUCUGAUUGGACAGUACAGAUUUGCACCAAUUGACGGUAUGGAUCAUCAUAUCUCUAAUUAGAAAGUACAGAUUAUCUUAUAUUUUUGAUUGGACAGUAUAGAUUAGCAUAUAUUUUUAAGUGGACAGUAUGGAUUAGCGGAUCUCUGAUUGGACAGUAUGGAUUAGCGGAUCUCUGAUUGGACAGUAUGGAUUAGCGGAUCUCUGAUUGGACAGUAUGGAUUAGCUGAUCUCUGAUUGGACAGUAUGGAUUAGCUGAUCUCUGAUUGGACAGUAUGGAUUAGCGGAUCUCUGAUUGGACAGUAUGGAUUAGCUGAUCUCUGAUUGGACAGUAUGGAUUAACACCUCAGCAGCUUCAUAGUUAAACACUGUAUCUGUACAGAAGAAGAUAAACACAGAACUGCCCCACAGUACCCCAUAUCUGUCACCAUCCAAAAAGCCCAUAAACCAUGUUAAUCCCUAUUAUCUUUAUUAUUGCCCCAAGUUUAACUGCCCCCUCCUAAAUGCCUUAUAUUCCCAAAAAUGUCCUUUUUUGCACAAUGACUCUCCAAAUGACUGUGCUGCAUUUUUGCCCCACCAAACUGCCCUUGCUGCCACUCCUCUACCCUUAUGUGUCCCUGCUCCUUUGUUGACACAUAAAUUUCCCCUUAAAUGUUACAUACUGCAUUUGUACAGCAGACUACAUUAUCAUAUCUACCCUGUCUCUACGUACAAUACCCCCACAUAAAUGCCCCACCCAGAGUAGGUGUGUGUACAUUGUGUGUGAAAUUGGAGUGUUAGUGUGUUACAGAGUAGGAACAUAAUCUGUUAAUAAGUGUAACCUGAACAUCA